AUGAACGGACAAUGUGAAGUUCAACCUUUGUGUACCGGAGACGAAUGGUGGAAAGUCGAUCUGCAGGCUGCGUACUGCUUGACAAGAAUCACUGUAGUCAACAUAAAUGUUAAUGGUGGGCGACUGACAGGUGCUGUAGUGCGGGCUGGUUUGAAUUCAGAUCUCUCCCAGAACAGACGGAUAGGAGCAGUCACAAGUUCUCAGGCAACUAAUGGAGCAACGAUUCCUUUCACAUCGAACCAAGCCAUCUCUGCUCGAUACGUCAGUGUGGAACUGUCGAGGGAAUGCCUUCAACUGGCUGAAGUCAGGAUCGGCACAGAAAACGUGAUUACAAGCGUAACGCGUACAAAUAUCGAUGCUACUAGUAUGACAGUCAGCUGGUCUACAUUGCCCUGUGCUGAUCAUUACUACAUGGAGUAUGCCUUGACCAACAGGGAUAACUGUGAAAACAUCAAUCCACCGAUGUAUAGCAGUCCCUGCAAUAUGUGUCAGAGAAACACGGCUACUCUAUAUGGUCUGACACCAUUCUCUCAGUACACUAUACAAGUCAAGGCUUAUGUAUAUGGUGCAUACGGACCAAUAAAAACAGUCAUCUACACAACCACAUCAUCAGCACCGACUGGACCUCCCACUUCUGUGACACCUGGGUCUGAAGCCAAACGCAGCCUAGCCUUCUCCUGGAGCCUUCCAUUGUGUGGAAGCCGAAGCGGUGUCAUCACAGGAUACGACUGGAGGCUUAGUACAAGUGGAGCUGCACCAAUGACUGGUCAGACUACAACUGGUCUGUCUGGUGGAGCAGUUACAAUAGCUGGACUUACUCCCUAUACUUAUUACAGUUUUCAAGUUGCUGCAAGGACUAAUGAUGGGACUGGACCGUACAGUGCGGCUGUUACAUCAAGAACACAAGAAGCAGCGCCCACAGUUCCUCGCAAUAUUCUCGUCCAGUCGACAGAUGACAUGUCCGUUAGGCUGAGCUGGAAUGAACCAGAUCCACCAAAUGGACGCAUCACACACUACAAUGUUCAGUACAGGAGGAGUGGGGACAUGGGAACCGUGUGGACGGACAACAAUGUGAUGGGGACAAUCAUUCGUGUCAUGAGCCUUGAGGCCGCGCCCACAAUUCCCCGCAAUGUUCGCAUCCAGUCGACAGAUGAUAGGUCUGUCAGUCUGAGCUGGAGUGAACCAGAUCCAGCGAAUGGACUUAUCUUGCACUACAAUGUUCGCUACUGGAGGAGUGAGGACAUGGGAACCAUGCAGACUGACACCAACGUGAUUGGGUUGGUGCAUCGUGUCACGGGCCUUGAAGCCUUUGUAACAUACACAUUUCGGGUGCAAGCUGAGACGUCCCCCGGUGCUGGUCCUUGGAGUGAACCUAUCGAAGCAACAACACUGCAAGCUGCACCAACCGUGCCCUUAGAAGUUAGCAUCCAGCCGGUGGAUAACGAUUCUAUCAUUCUGAGGUGGAGUGAACCAGAUCCACCGAAUGGACUUAUCUUGCACUACAAUGUUCGCCACUGGAGGAGUGGAGACAUGGGAACCAUGCAGACCGACUCCAAUGUGAUGGGGAUGAUGCAUCGUGUCACGGGCCUUGAAGCCGGUGUAACAUACCAAUUUCAGGUGCAAGCUGUGACGUCUCCUGGUCCUGGCCCUUGGAGUGACCCUAUCCAAGCAACAACAUCAAUCGGAGUUCCUGGACCUGUUCGGAUUCUCAACGCCACAGAACGAACAGAGACUUCAAUCACUUUGGUCUGGGAACAACCACUGCAACCUGGAGGAUCAAUCACUGGUUACAUUGUAGAGCAUCGUAUAUUACAGAGGCCUUAUCAAUCCGAUUUCACAGCAAUGGACACAUACACAAGCGAUGAAACUCGGGAACUCUUCUUCCUGAAAACUAAUCUGGAACCUGGCACUCAAUACGAGUUCAGGGUUUUUGCGAAGAAUGAAAUGUUCACCGGCAGUUACGACCGAGUGUUAGAGGUUUACACUAGGCCUAAGUCAGAUCCACCUGCACCAAAACAACCCAAAACAUACGAAGAGGAAGCGACAAAUUUCACAGUAACAAUUGGCCUGGCAAACCUUGUCUCCGACGACAAGUAUGUCAGUUCAUACGUCGUGCAUGUCAACAAAACCUCCGCUUCCCGCAAGUCCAAGAGGGCAGCUCUCACUCCAAAACGUUCCGCCGACUCCGCCGAUGACUACAUAGCAGCUGAAAUCCCCAAGCAAAACCUGGCAGAGAAAUUUGUCGUUGGAGACAAUGAAACCUACGAAUCGUACAGGAAUGCACCGCUGCAAACAGGAGCUGAUUAUGAAAUUCGUGUGGGGUCUGUAAGCAAGGGCAAUGAUGAGGAAAUCUUCGUGACGUAUUCAGUGCCAAUAAGAGUAACAGUGGAGCAGUACCAGGCAUCACCGACACCGGGUCCAUCACCCUCGGCAGUCGUUCCAGCUGUAGUCGCGGUCAUUGUCGUUGUCGCUUUGGUGCUUCUCAUCAUAGUCGUUGUUUAUAGACGGAGGCGAUCUGCACGCGCGAAAAAGCAAUCGGACACCGAUGGACAACUGCAGUCUAUCAAUGACUACGAAGCUGUAGUGCCCCCUGAAGAGCCUAAGCCAUCGACCACCAACACUUACAUGAACCAAGGUGCAGCGGCUGGGACAUGUGACUCGCCAUCCCUGAGAAAGCCCAAGCUUCUACCCAAGCCUCGACAGCCACAGAUCGACCCGCCCAUAGACGGGCCCCAAGACCAUCCGGCAUCUUCCUCCAACAACAUCCUCCUUCAGACAGCAGCAGUGGGUGGGACAUGCGACUCGCCGUCCAUGAGAAAGCCGAAGCCCCCGCCCAAGCCACAAAUACAAGAGACCAAACCGCCCCAACCGGCUCAACCCCCGGACGAACCUGGGAUGGCAUUCACUCCGCUUCCUCCUGUACGCUUGGAAGACUUGGAGAGCUACAUUAACAUGAAGGAAUCGGCAGGUGACAAAGGGUUCGAGGCUGACUACAAGACUCUUCCGAAUGAACAGCUACACCCGUGGACAGUUGCCUCGAAACCAGAAAACCGAAAGAAGAAUCGCUAUGUGAACGUGAUAGCUUAUGACCACUCCCGUGUUGUUCUCCAGCCAUUGGAGGGUGAUCCUCACUCGGAUUACAUCAAUGCUUGCUACAUCAAUGGAUACCACCAGGAAAACAAGUACAUAGCUAGUCAAGGACCCAAUCAGGAAUCUAUCAAAGACAUCUGGAGAAUGGUCUGGCAGUUGGGCAUCGAUAAGAUUGUCAUGCUCACCAAUCCGGUGGAAAACGGCAAACGGAAGUGCCUGCAAUAUUGGGCUGAUACCGGACCUACCACGAUCUCGGGCAUCGUCGUGAAUACAGACAAAGAAGAGGUCUUCCUGGAUUAUACCAUUCGUGAUUUCCGCAUACGCGAGGUCGGCAGGAAGGAUACGAGACUGGUGAAGCAAUUCCACUACACCACCUGGCCCGAUAUGAAGCCGCCUGAGUACCCAGCACCAUUGCUCAACUUCAUGCGCGUAGUCAACGCUUACCAGAAUCCCGGUCGAACUGUCAUACAUUGCAGUGCCGGAGUAGGACGCACUGGUACAUACAUCGCCCUGGAAGCAAUGCUGGAACAAAUGGCCCAGGAACGACAAGUUGAUGUCCUGGGCUUCAUCUACCAAAUGAGACAGAAUCGCAUCAAGAUGGUCCAGACACCAGAGCAAUACAAAUUCAUCUUUGAUGCUCUGCUGGCAUCAUCUCAGACUGGUGACACGACCUACCAUGACAAGAACUUUGAACAAAAGCUUACUGCACUGAAAAAGCCCAAGAAAGGUUCCAAGAGUACUGGGAUGACUAGACAGUUUGAGAUGUUAGGCAAAUGGAGUGUUCCUCAUGGAAGCAGGAAACCCAAGUCCGGACUUCGUCCUGAGAGCAUCGCCAAGAAUCGGUUCAAGGACUUCAUUCCCACUGACCGAGCCAGACCGUAUUUGAUGACACAAGUGCAUGAAGGCGACAACGAUUACAUCAAUGCAAACUAUCUGCCCAGCUACCGCAAGAAGAAUGGAUACAUCGGAACGCAGAUGCCCAUGCCGAGCACCGUCGUCGAUUUCUGGCGCAUGGUGUACGACCACAAAGUGACCAGCAUUGUGAUGUUGAACGCCCUGGAUCCAAAGGACAAAACAAUGGCUCGCUACUGGCCCGAGUCCGGACACAUUGAAUUCGGCCCUCUUGUUAUUGAGCUGAAUGAAACAGAAGAGUUCAAAGGAGUGUCUAGACGUACCUUUACUCUGCGUAACGAACAGGCUGAUUUCGAGACCGAAGAUACGCGAAGGGUGACUCAGUUCCAGUAUCACGACUGGCCAUCUGACAAGGAGGUGCCAAGCUCCUUGGAUGGAAUGCUUUACUUACUGAGGGUUACUCAAGACAGCCGCCAAGAUAAGGGACUUAUCGUGGUCCAUUGCAAGGACGGAUAUGGCGCUACGUCUGUGUACUGCGUGUUGAUGGCGCUGUUGGAACAGUUCAAUGUCGAGAAAGCAGUAGACGUGUUCCAAGCAGCUCAUCGUCUGCGCAUGGUCGACCCAAACAUGAUGUACUCGCUGCACCAGUAUGCCAUGUGCUAUGAUGUCAUCCAAGCAUACAUGAACUCGACCAGCAUCUAUGAGAACUUCACACCGGAAGGCCUGGUUGGAUAGUCAUCCAUCAUGGCGUGAACGGGAAGACAUCGACCAACAUGUUUUUUUGUACAUCGGAAUAGAUUUUCAAGUAAGUGGUAGAAAGCUUAACAUCAUGCAUGUUCAGACAUGAUCAUGUCAAAACAUACCUAAAAACAGUCAAUGUAUGGCCUAUGCACAUCUUUUUUUGUACAUUUGUAUACGCAGAAACAUUAGUAACAUAAAUGUUUAAAAAGAAAUCUUUAGGUGCUAAAAAGGAUUAUCUCGGAUAUUGAUGUCGAGGAUUUUCAUAUAAUUAUACAACAAUCAUUACACUUCAAUUCAAUUUUGUAUUUUGCUUUUCAAAUAAGUAGAGAAAGCGUCUAGCGAUACAAGCAUAUCAGAAGGAAAUAUGUUACUAAUUGAUAAAGAAUUGUACACACAAUGAAAGGAAACUGUUAUGAAAAA
Molecule: messenger RNA, 5103 nt
Organism: Patiria miniata (bat star)
Lineage: Eukaryota; Metazoa; Echinodermata; Asteroidea; Valvatida; Asterinidae
Product: receptor-type tyrosine-protein phosphatase mu-like
Exons: 33
Coding region: 1-4677 (1558 amino acids)
Biological process (GO): protein dephosphorylation
Molecular function (GO): protein binding; protein tyrosine phosphatase activity
Source: RefSeq, a predicted model, not a curated record